AUGGAAGAUCUGAUAAAUGAAAUUAAUUCCCUAAGGGAAAAACACAGGGAACAGACAAUCGUUCACUCACAGCUUUUGACUCAACAGAAUGAAUCAACCGCAGCCCUAAAUGAGAUAAAACUAGUGGAAGAGGAUACAAAAAUUUUCAAGGCAACUGGUCCUAUUUUGACAUCUCAGACAAAGGAAGAGGCAGUGAGCACAAUCUCAAAGCGUUUAGAAUAUAUUAAUACUGAAAUAGAAACCGUCGACAAGUCGAUUACAACUUUGCAGUCUAAAAUUGAGGAGAAAUGUAAAAAGCUUGAGGCGCUAAAGGCCAAAAACACUCCUACUGUACCUGCUAGCACAUAA
Molecule: messenger RNA, 348 nt
Organism: Theileria annulata
Lineage: Eukaryota; Apicomplexa; Aconoidasida; Piroplasmida; Theileriidae
Product: prefoldin subunit (KE2)
Exons: 5
Coding region: 1-348 (115 amino acids)
Biological process (GO): chaperone-mediated protein complex assembly; protein folding
Cellular component (GO): cytoplasm; prefoldin complex
Molecular function (GO): protein-folding chaperone binding
Source: RefSeq, a predicted model, not a curated record